AUGUUGGGGCUACAAGCCGUGUCAUGGGCUGUCGCCGUCUGCGCACGCAAGAUGGCCGGCCUUCUGUGGCUCGUCAUAUCGUCACGCCUUUUCCUUGCCCUCACCGCGGUGACGCUCACUCUGUCGCUCGCUUUCUUGCUCUUCCAGUCUUGGGUGGCAUGGUUCACAGAGCUCCCCGUCAUCUCUUCUGUUUUAUUCUGCGCACGGAGCAUCGCCGUCUUCCUUGCCUCGUGGCGCCCGGCUCAAGUCGCCCGUCUACCCGAUAACCUCCUUGGCAACAACGCCAACAGCGUCACCAUGGCCUUCAACACGUCAGACGUCACGGCGCUGAGGAUCUUCCCUCACGGUAGCGACAUGGACAAGGGCGUCAGGCAGCUUUCUGCAAUUCCCGUUGGAGCAGCAAAGGCCCACCGUGGUGGAGCGCGCCCAAGCUUUCAUGUGGCCGUCGUCACACUGGAGGAGGUCCUGGCCGAUGCGACACGAGGAAGCCGUGGCAGCCCGUGGCUGUCAAUGUCGUCGUCACUGCCGUCGGCCUGGGACGAGUCAUGGUCCCGCAUCAGAUCCGUGGUCGCCAAGAUGUGCGCCGAGGAAGCGAGAUUUGCCGAGAAGGCUGUUGCAAACGGCCUCUUGGUCUUCCAGCACGCCCACGCCCUGCAGAGGGAGUUAGCCGAGACGCCCGUGUCACACAGCAUCGCACUCCGCCAGAAGCGGCUGCAGUCCAGGUGGAAGGUCGCGUUGUGGUUGGAACAGCUCUGGCAGGGACUUAGGCACUGGGCUGAGAGCUGCAUGGGUCGCUGGCUCAUGGUAGGCGGGGCAUCUGCCUGCCAGAACCACCUCCACGACCCAGCCGGGCAGCAGGUUGAUCUGCGGCUUGCGACAUUUGGCUCUCUAGUAGAUUCUGCCCUGAAGACGCUGCCUGACCUCACCGUGUCUCUCGAACUAGGCCCAGCGCUCGAGGAAGACGUCUGUAUGAUGGGCGCAAUGCUCGGGAACGCGGUCGAGAUAUGCGAGGGCCGUGUGGCGAGGACGCUUGAGGCUGGGAGAGGCCAGAAGCCGUUACUAUUGCCUGGGGAGACGAGGGAAGCGGCGGUGCUAACACCCGACAUUGAUACCAUCGGGGCCGCUGCCUACGAGCUGCGGUACUUUGACGUUGUUGGUAGGACCGUGUGUGCUGAGGCGAAGCAGGCUGUUGGCACCUUUACGGCGACGAAGCACUCAGUCGUGUGGCUAGCUAAGGAGCUGCAGGCUAUCAAGGCAGCGGCUGUUCGUCUCCGGUCGUAUCUCCGCCAGGAGGUAUCCGGCGCGUUGGGUGGUGAUGACGAUGACAAGAAUCAAAGAGCGUCCUGGGCGGAGAAUGAGCUGAGGGUGCUCCUUGUCCCGAAGCUGAUUUACGGCCUGGAGCAAACCUAUUUCCGACAAGAAGACUAA
Colletotrichum graminicola M1.001 is the source of this 1428-nucleotide messenger RNA. RefSeq lists its product as uncharacterized. The record is from RefSeq and is a predicted model, not a curated record. The transcript has a single exon. Bases 1 to 1428 code for a protein of 475 amino acids. NCBI's taxonomy places the organism in Eukaryota, Fungi, Ascomycota, Sordariomycetes, Glomerellales, Glomerellaceae.